AUGACUAUCAACGGCCGUCCUUUUAGCUUCGAGUCGCGCCGCUGUGUCAACAUCCCCGCCAUGCCGGGUGCAGUCAAGGCUCGCGUGGAAGUCUCUCGACAGCAGGGAAGCGAUGCUGGCAACGCUGCUACGUGCCGCGCAAUCCGGUUCUUCCAGGAUCCCGCGUGCACAGGCCAGACGCUGGACCUUCUCCCCAUCAUCGGCACACAGAGGUGCGCCUUUUAUCCCUGCUCGCAUUGCUUCCAUGCUUUGAACGCCGUUCGGUUGUUCCCCACCAGACGCUGGACCUUCUCCCCAUCAUGGGCGCACAGAGGUGCGCGGCACGCCUUCUAUUCGUGCUCGCCUUGCUUCCAUGCUCGCCUUGCUCCCAUGCUCGCCUUGCUCCCAUGCUCGCCUUGCUCCCAUGCUCGCCUUGCUCCCAUGCUCGCCUUGCUCCCAUGCUCGCCUUGCUCCCAUGCUCGCCUUGCUCCCAUGCUCGCCUUGCUCCCAUGCUCGCCUUGCUCCCAUGCUCGCCUUGCUCUUAACGCCGCUCGGUUGCUCCCCCACCUGACCAACGACCCGCGCACUCGUGGCGCCCUCCCUCCCCCUGUGUGCAGUGUCAAGUAUGUUCCCGGUGUAGUGACGUCCGCCCUCUGCCUCACUGCUCACCUGCCCUCUCUCCCUCUCUCUCGCCCUGCCUGUGCUGCAGAAACCUCACCACCUGCCACCGGCACCACCGGCACCACAGCACCUUCCGGCAACAUUCUGGAAUCCGCCAACUCCGUUUCAGAGUCUGCCCGGGCCAUGCUGGAAUCCACCCUUGGCGUUACAGAUCCUGGUACCGGCACCGCCAUUUCAGGGGUUUCUAAUGCCUCUAUCGAUCCUAGUACCGGUAACAACACUGGCGAAGGACCUGCCGCCACUGACGCUGCAGUUCCUGUGGUCUUCACUCCAGGCACUUUCACCAACGAUGCAGUGAAUCCCACCAAAUCCCCCGAACCUUCCGUGAACGCGUAUGACACUUACACUACUGCUGCCACCGUGCCGGGCUACUGA
Molecule: messenger RNA, 1035 nt
Organism: Closterium sp. Naga37s-1
Lineage: Eukaryota; Viridiplantae; Streptophyta; Zygnematophyceae; Desmidiales; Closteriaceae
Source: the annotation of a GenBank genome assembly